Molecule: messenger RNA, 3489 nt
Organism: Sitodiplosis mosellana (orange wheat blossom midge)
Lineage: Eukaryota; Metazoa; Arthropoda; Insecta; Diptera; Cecidomyiidae
Exons: 5
Coding region: 1-3489 (1162 amino acids)
Biological process (GO): DNA integration
Molecular function (GO): nucleic acid binding
Source: RefSeq, a predicted model, not a curated record
AUGGGACUAGAAUCAGUAGCUAAGUCGACAACUCAAAUCGUGCAAGCAUCGUCAAUGCCGGAGUUUCAAGUGACCGAAAAUUGGACAUUAUGGCACGAACGCUUCGAAAUGCAUUUAUUGGAGAUUGGCUGCGAAUCGGAUACGGUGAAAAUUUCCACGUUGUUGAAAUCAAUCGGCUCGGAAGCAUAUGGUGUUGUUCACAGCUUGUGCAGUCCAACGGUACCGGCAAAGAAAUCGUACGAUGAUUUAAUUGCCCUUCUGAAGCAACAAUACACGCCACCGAAAAUUGUGUUUCAAGAAAGAAAAAAUUUCUACGCAGCAAAAAUGGCACAAGGUGAGACUGUUGCAUCAUGGUUUGCCAGAGUAAAAAAACUUGCAAUCGACUGCAGCUUCGACGCAAAUUUGGACAAUUUCGUAGUAGACAAAUUUGUUUGCGAAUUGCCACCAAGGAUAUUUGAGAAGUUGUGCGAAGAGGAUGGCAAAUUAUCAUCAAGUGAUGCACUCAAAAAGGCUAUGCUACGUGAAACCAAACUUAACCAACAAAAUGGGGUGACCGCAUGGAGCAAUGAGGUUGACUAUGUGAAACCACGUGGUGGAGGCAACAAGCAGAAGGCACCGAAGAACAACAACAACAACAACAGCAACGGGACAAAGGCAAAUAACGGGAAGUCAUUAACCACGGAGAAGUUGGUCUUCAAUUCACUGUUCGAUCGAAGCAUAUUGCGACCAUGCACAGAACCAUUCACGGGCUACGGAGGUGACCAAUUAAAUAUUUUGGAUUCAUACGAUGAGAUCAUCUCGCAAAUCAAAAGUGAUUUUUCUGAAAUUUUCAAAAGUGGUUUAGGGAAAUGCAACACAACUGUUAUCAAGCUUCCAUUAAUCAAUGAUUCCACGCCAAUUUUUUGUAAGGCCAGACCCAUACCGAUGGCAUUUCGUGAGAAAAUUGAGCAACAGUUACAACAGUUAGUCGAACAAGACAUCAUCACACCUGUAAAUGACUCAGAUUGGGGUACGCCAAUUGUACCCAUUCCAAAAUCUGAUGGUGAAAUCAGAAUAUGUGGCGAUUAUAAGUCAACGAUAAAUCGAUUCCUUAAAGACUUUCGGUAUCCACUACCGCGUAUUGAGGAAAUCUUCGCUUCAAUGCAAGGAGGACAAUUGUUCUGGAUGAUGAUGCGCAAAAUAGUCACAGGAAAUAAUUUUGCUGGUCAUUUGAGCACGCUACGGAAAGUGCUGACUAAACUUCAAGAAGCUGGUCUACGACUGAACGUCGGUAAAUGCAAAUUCUUUCAGAGCAAAAUCUCAUACUUAGGUUUUGAUGUGGAUAAAAAUGGCCUUAGUAAGAAUCAAGAAAGGACAAAAAGUGUCAUUGAUUCGCCGCAACCCACAAACGUUUCUGAACUACGAGCAUUCAUCGGCAUGGUUAAUCAUCAUUCGAAAUUUAUUCCGAAUUUUGCUCAGCGUAUGAUACCACUAUAUGAUUUGCUAAAAAAGGAUGUUGAUUACGUUUGGACAAGAGCUUGUCAAGAAGCAUUCGAAUCGAUGAAGAAGGAAAUUUGUUCAGAUACCAUUUUAGCUCAUUUUGAUGCAAAUAAGCCAAUAAUUCUUACGACAGACGCAUGUGGCACAGCCGUCGCAGGUCGUUUAUCUCACAUAUUUGAAGAUGGAUCUGAUAGACCGGUUGCAUUUGUCUCACGUGCAUUAAAUAACGCCGAGAAAAAUUAUAGUACGUUUGAAAAAGAAGCACUUGCUAUUAUUUUUAGUGUGACGAAAUUGCGUCAGUAUUUGUUAGGUAAUAAAUUUAUUCUUCGAACGGACCAUAAACCAUUAGUCACAAUAUUUGGAGAGAAUAAAGGUAUUCCAGUGAUGGCAGCCGCUCGAAUUCAGAGAUGGGCUCUUCUUCUUUCAGGUUUCAAUUACUCUAUUGAGUAUGUCAAAGGCGCACUUAAUACGUCUGACAGCUUGUCACGUUUGCGACAAUUCGAAACCACCACAAUCCAUGAAGAGGCUUCAUACAUAAAUUAUGUCGGUUUUGUCAACAUCACACAAAUUGAUUACAAAACUAUUGCGUUGCAUACACGCCGUGAUCCAAUUCUUUCGAAAAUAAUGGAUUCCGUUCAGAAUGGCACACUCAAUAAUUUGCAAGGCGAUGACUUUAAAGCAUAUCGAUCAAAGGCACUUGAGCUAUCAGUUGAAAGUGGAUGUGUUCUUUGGGGAUAUCGCACGGUAAUUCCAAGUAAAUUACAAAAAGCUGUCUUGGAAGCUCUUCACAUGUCUCACUUGGGAAUUGUGAAAACAAAGUCACUCGCGCGCUCAUACGUCUAUUGGCCGAAUAUCGAUAAAGACAUUGAAUUCAUGAUUAAGUCAUGUGAACCGUGUCAAUUGACACAACCAAAUCCAGAGAAGAGUUCACUAAUUCCAUGGACUCCAACAGAUUCUGCUUGGAAAAGAAUUCAUAUCGAUUUUGCAGGUCCAAUUAAGGGAUUCAUGUUAUUCAUUGUGAUUGAUUCUUUUUCUAAAUGGGUCGAAGUGUUUAAAACGAAAGACAUCACAUCAGCUUUUGUGAUCGCCAAGUUGAGGGAAACAUUCUGCCGUUAUGGUUUAGUUGACAUCAUUGUCAGCGAUAACGGAAGGCAAUUCACUUCUGCCGAAUUUCAAGAGUUCGUCAAACAAAAUGGCAUAAAUCACAUUUUCACAGCACCGGGCAAUCCGUCCACUAAUGGCCAAGCUGAAAAUUUUGUCAAAACGCUCAAAAAGUCGAUUGUUGCGAAUAUUAACAAGCACAAGAACAUCGAUAUGGAUGAAGUACUGAACAAAUUUUUAUUCGACUAUCGCAUCACUAAACACUGUACGACAAAUCAAUCACCUUCGAAAAUAAUGUUUGGUAGAGAAGCGAAAUCGCGAUUUAGUUUGAUGAAACCACCGCUUAUUCGUGAAACCAUCAUACAAAAAAAUCAAACGGCAAUAAAGAAUUACAAAGGCAAACGUAACGUCGAAUUUUCAAAGGGACAGCAAGUUUAUGUCCGAAAUUACAAGAAUCCAAAUAAACCUGGUUGGUCACCAGCAAUUGUUAAGCACAAGAUCGGUCCUCGCAAUUACACUUGUUUGCUCAUACGAGAAAAUCGUGACAUCAAACGUCACUUAAAUCAAAUCCGCGGAGCAGUGAAUGAUGAUGGUGCAUCGGAAACAAGUGCAACGUUAGAGCAAAACGAUGAAGUCGAGCCGACUGAUAUCGUAGAUGAUGAACAAACUGGAGCAUCCAGCGAAGAUGAAGAGACCUCUGAAAACGAGCAUGAAGCAUCUGGUGGGGGAGAGGAGUCGUUCGACACAGCGAAUAGUUCAAAUGAUUCAGUCACUAUGGCUGAUAACACACUGAUCGAUGGCUUUCCCAUGCCCAUACCUGAGCCGCAAGUGCGGCAACCGCAACGAGCCUGUUCGAAGAAGGCAGCUGAACAAAUCACAAAACAAUUGCAACCGAAUCGGAAUCGCUAG